Diabrotica balteata is the source of this 1536-nucleotide messenger RNA. Lineage: Eukaryota; Metazoa; Arthropoda; Insecta; Coleoptera; Chrysomelidae. The record is from the annotation of a GenBank genome assembly.
AUGAUAAUAAUUUUAUUACUUGUGUCGUCGUCCUUAGCUGCUAAUUGGUCAAACUUUCCUGAUGUAUAUCCUGAACGUGAAGCUUCGACCAGGAUGAUAAAUAUAAUGACAAAAUUUAAUAAUUACGGUAAGAUCUUUCUUAUAGACAACUCCACUGCUGAAUAUUUGAAUUUAUUUAUGGGAGGCAUAUCAUCCCAUUUAACAAGAGGUAAGUGUUUAGCUCAUAUUUCUAAAAAUGAAUCUGAAAAAACGGUUAUGUGGGGUACCGACUACAACCUCUUGGACGUUUUGAGAAAAAAGCUUAAUUUUAGGUUGGGAUUUAAACAGUUCAAAGCAAAAAACCUUACUGGAGCAAAAACUCUCGGGCUCCGUGAGGUAUCUAUCGGAGUGUUAGCAGAUCGACCACUCAAUGCAUUGGCAAACUUCAAGAAAAUGCCGUAUAGAGGUAUAAUUAAGUUAUUACUAGCAGCAUGGCUAAUAGCAAAUGUUACGUCGGAUGCUUACUUUAAUGCGAUUAUUAAAACCUACCUUACUUUUGGCAGAUCAGCUUCUACAAAACUUGAAGAUUUAAUAGACAAGGGAUACACUUUUGUCGUUGAUCCCACCGACCAUGACUUUCUUAGUUCCUACUGUGUGCACUCCAGUGCUUUAUUUUGUCAAAAAAUUAUUAAAAAUAUAGAAUAUUCGAAAAAUGUGUGCGACAAUUUGGCAAAACCUAAAUACUCAAUUGUAAUGGAUGGAAUCAUGGCACUCCUAUUUACAACAAAUUCUUACAGUAUGUAUGAUUUUAAGAUUGUUUUACUAUUGAUAACCAAUUCAUUAGCCUACAAGAUAGAAAUACAAAGCUUUCACGAGGAAAAUGCAGCAUACGCAAAAACUAUUAUCGAAAAAGUUUGGAAAAAUGCACUAGAUUGCGACAUUGUAGAACAUUUGGAUAAUAGCACGAUCAAAAAUGGAAUAGAAAGAGAUUUAAACGUUGGGUAUUUUCAAUUUAAUUACGAUCAUCAGCCAUAUAGACAUCGUCCAGAUGGUUAUUGCUUUAUUCAUAUAUUGGAUUCACCUAUUUUGUUCCAGAGAAAAAACUUCAAUUAUAUUAGGUCCAAGAUCAACAGAAAAGAUAUAGUAAUUAUAUUAGAAAGAGAAACGUAUAUACCAAAGAAACUCUUGAAAAUGUUCCUUUUAACAAAACUGGUGAUUGUUAUAAAAUUACUCAUCUCGAAAGCAUUUUACUGCAUCCAUAGGUUUGAUAAAGAAUGGUGUAUUCUUCGGGAAAUUCAAAGUAGAGAUCACCUGCCAAAUUUUCUGAAAGGAACAGAAAUGUACACAUAUGUCACACAGGAGAAAAUCGGAUAUGCAUCGUAUAUUCCAUAUGUUUACAUAAGAGAUAAUAAAACAAAUGUCGUGGGUGGAUAUGAAAUAAGAUUAUUGGAUACAAUGAGCUCAAUCUUCAAGUUUAAUUAUACCUUGGUGUCGUACGAUCAUAUUUUGAAUGAAAGUAAAUUAGAAUUCUUGGAAAAAGAUGUAAGAUUACUAUAA